This is a messenger RNA of Rhinichthys klamathensis goyatoka, 1270 nucleotides long. It is a transcript of the gene edn1, whose product is annotated as endothelin 1. The transcript has 5 exons. Lineage: Eukaryota; Metazoa; Chordata; Actinopteri; Cypriniformes; Leuciscidae. Gene Ontology annotation, cellular component: extracellular region. Gene Ontology annotation, molecular function: hormone activity; endothelin A receptor binding; endothelin B receptor binding. Gene Ontology annotation, biological process: intracellular calcium ion homeostasis; regulation of systemic arterial blood pressure by endothelin; regulation of vasoconstriction. Bases 350 to 940 code for a protein of 196 amino acids. The record is from RefSeq and is a predicted model, not a curated record.
GUAUGAAAACUACUCGUCUAAGUCAUCUUUCUUACCAUAAAAACUUGGCACCGAACGACCGCCCGGCGUCUCCAUCCCGCUGGAAUCCCCAGGAAUACAAAGUUCUUAUCUCGCUCCACACGUUGCUUGUCUGUGACUAUUAACAAACAGCAUUGUGUUCGCGUGAGUGAGCGGGCGGGAGGCGGAGAGCGCGAGUAUAUAAGCGCUCCUGUACUAGAGAGAGCUCGAGACUCUAGAAUGAUGCAUUGAGAAGACCGCAGCUUAAAUCUGAAGAUUUGUUACUGUUUGCGAAUUUAUUUGGACUAUCACCGUUUGUGCUACACCAGGGACUUGCAUAAGAUUAAAUAAAAUGGAUUUGAGGAUUAUAUUUCCAGUGUUGUCUAUGCUGUCAUCUGGGAUUUUUGACUUUGCUGCUCCAGCAUCUUUGGGUCAUGGCACAGAACCAGGCACGUCAAUCUCUGCACACCACUCCAGGACUAAGAGAUGCUCCUGUGCGAGUUUUAUGGAUAAAGAGUGCGUCUACUUUUGCCACCUGGACAUAAUAUGGGUCAACACACCAGAGCGAACAGUGUCAUACGGACUUGGAAACGCUCCACGGAAGAAGCGCUCAGUCACGGAACCUGUUGUGCCCAAGUCUCGCUGCAAAUGUGCAGAUAGCAAAGACAAAACAUGCUCUUCAUUCUGUCAACCGAACAAUGCGAUACGGUAUAAAGACAAGGCAAUCCAUGCCUCCCAGGGCCACGAUUGUGCCGAGAAGCGAUGCAAACACAAGCUGGCAGUCAAACAGACAAAGAUUAGACGGGUAAAAAACACAGAAGAGAUUGGAGAUGUCCUCUCCAGGGCGAGGGCCGUCAAGAACAUCCAUCUUCUCCUGGAGAAGUGGCGAGUGAGGCAGCGCCACAGGCCACGAGCGAGGAUGACUGAAAACUCUUCCUCGUAGAGCUCAACCUCAGCUUUUGAGCUUCGCUGAUCCACUACAGGAUUUUCCUGAAUUAUGAAGCUCCUCUCUGCUCAUUCAUUGCACAUGUCAUGCAUUUGCCAGGUGUGUUGGAAUACCUGCGGAUGCAACCGUCUUGGAUUGCGGUGUUUGUCACGUGGUCUCCAUCCUCGGGGAGAGUCAGCAUCAGUGUGGAGCUCAACGGGAAGAAGAAUCAAACCUCCGAUGGAGAUGGUGACUGAAACAAACCGAACCUCAAAUUAUCAAGACUAACCUCUACCAACUUUUCUGAUCUAGAACUUUUGGUCCAUGGGAUAAUUAGUCGGAGAAGCC